This is a messenger RNA of Gossypium arboreum, 3482 nucleotides long. Its product is annotated as putative disease resistance protein At1g50180. The record is from RefSeq and is a predicted model, not a curated record. The transcript has 2 exons. Lineage: Eukaryota; Viridiplantae; Streptophyta; Magnoliopsida; Malvales; Malvaceae. Gene Ontology annotation, molecular function: ADP binding. Bases 267 to 2939 code for a protein of 890 amino acids. Gene Ontology annotation, biological process: defense response to other organism.
UACAUGUAAACAAAAUAAUCAAAGCAUUUCUUCUUUUAAUUGAUUGAGUGAAGUCUGUCAAAUAAUUUUUCCACAAAGGAAUUAAAUAAGGAGGAUAUUACAAAAUUGACUCCUGCACGUGGACCCAAAAAGGAGACUUCUUCGGUGUUUACCGACUUCGAUCUUCAAGAAAUGUUCUCAGUUUAAGGCAAUUAUUGCAUACUGAAGUUCAUUGCAACCCUCUUCCAAAAGAAAAAAAUCGUUCCAGCCACCUUUGGCCGGUUAGCAUGGCGGAAGCUGCAGUUUCCUUUGUUGGAGAAAGACUAGCUGACAUACUGGAAGAAAUUGAUUUUCACACGGAUGUUAGAAAACAUGUGGAGCGUCUACAAGAGGAAUUGGUUCGGAUGAGAUGUUUCUUAAAGGAUGCAGAAGCAAAGCAAGAUGACGACGAGAGAGUGCGCAACUGGGUGUCCGAUAUCAGAAAUGUUGCCUAUGACGCUGAGGAUCUCAUCGACAAGUUCCUCCUCAGAAUGGAGUCCCUCAAGAAAAACAACUUCUUCAAAAGGUCUGCUUCCGUUUUCAAAGAAUGGAAAUAUCGCUCCAACAUCGCUAAUGAGCUUCUUCAAAUCCGAGGAAGAAUCGUUAAUAUAUCUGCUAGUCGUGAAACGUACGGCAUCAGAAACAUUGGGGAAGGUAUCAGUACUGCAAGGGAGAGGCUUCGGAAGCUGAGAAGAUCAUCUCCUCGCGGUGAAGAGAAGGAUAUUGUUGGCCUGGACGAAGACAUAGAUAAGCUUGUGAAACAACUUGUCAAGACCGAUGACCAAUGGCAUGCGAUUUCAAUAGUCGGAAUGGGGGGCAUCGGAAAGACAACUCUGGCAAAAAAGGUUUACAAUCAUGGUGAUAUCCAGGCUUGUUUUCGUUCUCGAGCAUGGGUUUAUGUUUCCCAGGAAUUCAGUAGUAAAGACCUACUUGAGGCAAUUAUAAAGCAAGUGGGAUCACCAAGAAGGAAAUUGGAAAGUUUGGGAGAAGAAGAACUCGAAGGUAUUCUCUUUGAACACCUAAGAAAGAAGCGAUAUUUGGUAGUCUUGGAUGACGUAUGGAGUAUCGAAGCAUGGAAUUCGAUUGCAAAGGCUUUUCCUGACAGAAGUAAUGGAAGCAGAGUGAUGCUAACAACACGCAACAAGGGUAUUGCUUUGAAAGCAGAUGCUCAAAGUAUUCCCUAUCAUUUGCAUUUUCUUAGUGAAGAAGAUGGCUGGAUGUUGUUCUGCAAGAAAGCUUUCAUUCAUAACAACGACUCAUACGGUUCACCGCAGUUGGAGGAAACAGGGAAAGAGAUUGUAGCAAAAUGUGCUGGAUUACCACUUGCCAUCAUUGUGGUGGGAGGAUUGCUUUCAACGAAAAAAAAUCUGGGGGAAUGGAAAAGGGUUCUUUCCAACAUGCACUCACUCUUCGCACGAGAUGCAGAUGGAGUGUCAGCCAUACUAGCUUUGAGUUAUAAUGAUUUGCCAUAUUACCUCAAAUCUUGCUUCCUACAUCUAGGCCAAUUCCCAGAGGACCGCUUGAUUCCCUCCCACAAACUAUUUAGGCUGUGGAUUGCAGAGGGUUUGAUUCCGCAGCAAGGGGAAAGGAUGGAGGACGUUGCAGAGGAUUACUUGAAUGAGUUAAUCGAGAGAAACAUGGUUCAAGUAGCCAAGUGGAGUGUCAACGACAGAGUUAAACAAUGCCGUCUUCAUGAUCUUCUCCGAGAUCUAUCCCUCUCAAAGGCCAAAGCUGAGAGCUUUCAUGAGAUUCAAGGGUGUCAAAAUCUCCAGCCUUCAGCAAAAUCUCGUCGUCAUGCCAUCUACUCAACCUUUCAGUGGCCUCAAUGCAAGUAUUCGAAUCCCCAACUCCGGUCACUCCUAUUCUUUAGAGUUGAUCAUAACCAAAGCCAGGUUAAUUAUUAUAUAAAUGAUCCUUAUAAAAUGGAAGUCAGUGAUCUGGACUAUAUUGGCAAAAGCUUCAAAUUGCUCAGAAUCCUAGAGUUGGACGGCAUACCAUGUAGUAAGGUUUCAAGUAUAAUUGGGGUGCUAAUUCAUUUGAAGUACUUAGGGUUGAAGGAGACCAACUUGCAGGAGCUUUCGCCAUCCAUAAGUUCUUUGCGAAAUCUGCAGACACUUGAUGUUGCAGCAAAUCUUCAUCUGAAAAUUAUUCCCAAUGUAAUAUGGAAGCUAAUUAAGUUACGGCAUCUUUAUAUGUGCGGCCAUAAAUACGGAGGGCCUCUGCGAGUCGACACACUGCUGCAUCUCCAGGUUCUAUCAGAAAUAAAUGUAGAAAAAUGGAUGCAAAACAACCCUGCAAAGUUAACCAGCCUGCGAAAAUUGGGAAUCAGAGGAAACUUCAGCUUGAAAGCUACUGAAAUAUUCAAUUCCAUUUUGGCACUUGUACAACUUCAAUCCCUGUACCUGCGUGCUGAAGAUGCUGAUUUUCCACCACUCACUCAACUUUCUGCUCUUCAAAAUCUCAUCAAGUUGCAUAUCAGAGGAACGGUAAGAAAGUUACCUAGCUCACAUGAAUUCCCACCAAAUCUGACUCAGUUGACAUUAGAACAUACUCAUCUCAAGCAAGACUCGGUGAGGGUAAUUGAGAAUCUGCCGAGAUUACUGAUUUUGAGACUAAAAGCACACUCCUAUGAUGGACAAAAAAUGACAAUAUCAGUCAACGGCUUUCCCCAACUUGAGUUCUUAGAGUUUCACUCACUAGAAUGCUUGGAAGAGUUAAAUCUUGAAGAAGGUGCAGUGCUAAGGCUUAGGAGUUUUCGGAUCAUCAAUUGUGCAAACUUGAAGAUGCUUCCCGAAGGAAUGAAAUCACUUGGUGCUCUCCGUGAGUUGGAUAUUGAAGAGAUGCCAAAAGCAUUUGUGGAUAGGUUUCGAGGUGAAGAUUUUUACAAAGUUCAGCAUGUGCCUUCCAUCUUAUUUGUUUAAUGUGCAGUUUCUAGUGGCAAAUCUUUAUGGAUUCAUUUUUCAAGAAUUGUGUUUAGCAGGAAUCGCAGCAGUCACUGAUGAAACUAAUGCACUUGUGCAAGCCAAAUCAGAAAAAAUGGCGGUGAAGCAUGGUUCUUUUCUUGUUAAAAGCUGAAAUAGCUGAACCAGAUUUUAGAAUCUAGUGAUUCUGAUGUUCUUCGCUGCCUAUCCUCUGUUCCAGGUGCUUUUAUUUGUUUUUUUGAUGGUGGUUCUCGUUUCUAAGAGAUUCUCAUUUAUCCUUCGUUGUCAGAGAUGGUGUAAUGACUGGCUGGGAUUACACUGUAGAUUGGAUUAUUCAUCAUAAUGUCUACUCAAGGGGACUACUGCUCUAUAAUCAUUUGCUAAGCAGUAAAACCCUUUUCCGAAUCGAAACUUCUUUCAUUGCAUUUCAAUAUAAGAGAAUAAAGAACUUAUACAAUAGCUAAUAAAUUUGAACAAGCACUGUAUGUUCAAAUUUCAUUUACUUAAAGCUCAGUUCAAAUUUCAAAUCGACCAGUAAAUAAA